Messenger RNA from Elaeis guineensis (African oil palm), 2199 nucleotides. RefSeq lists its product as uncharacterized. The record is from RefSeq and is a predicted model, not a curated record. NCBI's taxonomy places the organism in Eukaryota, Viridiplantae, Streptophyta, Magnoliopsida, Arecales, Arecaceae.
AUGAACCGACCUUCGAAGCUGGGGAGGAAGAGCUCGGAAGAAACUCCGGCGAAGAAAUCUGAGACGAAGAAGAAGCCGAGUCCCCGAAAUCCAUUGAAGGAGCUCAAUGGCGGUGGAGCUUAUCCUCCUCCUUCUGGCUCCACCGAUGCCCCCAGAGGGGGUUGCUUCGGCUUUCUUCUAUCGAGUUCCUCUUCUAAAGGCUCGCUUCCGAAAUCAAAACCCUUUCAAAGGACACCCAGAUCGGCUCCUCCGGUCCCCAGAACGCUGGUCUCCAAGAAUUCCGUGAAGGCUUCCAGGUUCCCGGGCUCCCGGAAAAAUGCAUCGCAACCUAGCUUGGAAGGCUCCAAGCAGGUGAAAUCGAAGAAGCCCUCGAAGCCCAGAACUCCUGAUCUGCUCCAGAGGUGGAACCGAAGGAAGCCGAGCUCGGAAGAGCAGGGUCAGAGCUCCGGCAAUUCGUUGGACGGUAAGAAUCCUGGCCCUGAGCUCAGUUCUGCGGUGGAUUUUGGGGGAAAGGUUGAAACUUUGGGUGUGUUGACAUCUGGGGUUUGUUUCGCAUCUACUCCGGAGAAAACUCUUCCUGGUUUUGCUCCUGAGGUGGUCUUGGAGACGAAGGAAGGAGAGCAGAAGCUCUCAAAUACUCCGACAUCGGCCACCACGCCUCCAAUUCAGGCAUCCAUCUCCCCGGCGGUUCCUGCUGGGCCCUCUGUUGCCCCCACUUCUCCCUGUUUUGCCGCAGGCCAUGUGAUCGCCGGAAUCCACGACCGGAGGAAAUGUAGGCCAAGAGGCAUACUCACUGUUGGUGAAGGUGGACCGGAGGUCACCAGGAAUCCUGGUUUUCGAGGUUCUUCCACACCACCUCCCAUCGCGGGUGCUUCCAUACAUUGGCUCUCUUCACCUUCGGAGAAUGUGAAUUCUGGCCUCACUAGUAGUUUCAGUUCUAUUUCUAGAGUUCGGCUGUCACAUUGCAAUGCUGAAGCUUCUGCAAAUUGGCUUCUCCAUCCUUGUGAGGAGGGAGAAGAGGGUGUGCCAGAAAAUGCGUUAUUGUCCCCAAAGAUGUCUACUUUGGCUAACAAGUGUUCUCCUGAUCUUGGGAAUUGGAACUUUUCUCCUGCUGAUUCUAACCCUCCGGAAUCGCCUGAGCUUGGAGGGCUGUUGUGUCUCAACUCGCCUCUCUUAGAAACAACACCAUCAUCUGGUUAUGGCUUUCGAAGAACUCCUUCUACUGGGAGUAGCAUUAGUCCUUUCUCUAUGAUUUUAGAAAGUGUUGCAACAUCUUCUAAAUGUAUUCUUCCUAAGCCAUGCCAAGAAAGAGGAGGAUACCGCUACGGUUCUGCCUUGAGGACUUCAUCCUUUUCUGGGGAAUCCUGGGUUGACAUACCGUCAUCCUAUUCAAGCUCAAGAAAACAAGGUGGUUUUUCUGCAUCUGGGAUGGACUCUGUGGUGGAUCUUCUUGGAACCGUAAAGUUGUCGCCAAAUUCGAAAACUAGUCAAUUAAGCAAUACUUUGUCAUCACCUCGGCAUAGCUUCCAGUUUGGGUGCACGGUUACACCUUCGAAUUCUGUAGAUUUAAUUCAUUUUCAUCAGCCUUCAUGCACUAGGACCUCUGCAGCAAAAGAGGCUUGUUUUCAAGGACAGGGUUUGCCAAGUUCAGAGACAAGAAUAUCAUGGCGAGAUGGACUGGUCAGCAGAAUUUUUGAGAUGGGUGAGUUGGAUUGCCUUCAGUGGCUUUCAGAUGAUGAGGAUAAUUUCAAUUGUCAUGGAGAAGAUAAUAUGCAAGGGGGGUUUGAUCUUAGAUUCAAGCCAAACAUUAGCGGCUCUGUAUUAGAAGAUGGAAAUGAGCAGCACAUAGCCAGUGGGUUUGGGUCCAUUGAAUUUGCAUGUGAUGAAACUUCCGUUCAAAAGAGCAUAGCAGAAAUGCCUUGUGGACCAAUUUCAUGCUUAGAAUCCUUUAGCAGACAGGGAGUUGAGUUGGUCUCUUCUGGUGAUUCUAAUUGGACUCUUUUCUACGACAACCAUUUAUUUGAAUUAUGAUAUCUUUCAUGUCUCCUAAACUUUGACCUAGAUUGUACCACUAGAAUUUGAGUAAAAUUUACCACAUGCUAGUCCAUCUAAAAUUUGUACUUCUAGUGAUCUAAGGGAUGUAUUUCAGCAUCCUCAGAGGUGAAUCUGCCUUGGCUAAAGUUUAGCAGCCACAACAGG